Plasmodium gallinaceum is the source of this 4155-nucleotide messenger RNA. Its product is annotated as conserved Plasmodium protein, unknown function. Gene Ontology annotation, cellular component: endoplasmic reticulum membrane. The transcript has a single exon. Gene Ontology annotation, molecular function: GTPase activator activity. The record is from RefSeq and is a predicted model, not a curated record. Gene Ontology annotation, biological process: endoplasmic reticulum to Golgi vesicle-mediated transport; positive regulation of GTPase activity. The coding region runs from base 1 to 4155 and encodes 1384 amino acids. NCBI's taxonomy places the organism in Eukaryota, Apicomplexa, Aconoidasida, Haemosporida, Plasmodiidae.
AUGAAAGUUCCUUUAAAAAAAAAAAGGGAAAAAGGCUAUUACAGCUGCUUAGAUUUUGAUAUUUUGUAUAAAAAAAAAAAAAAAAUUAAAUUAAAAUAUUCAGUAAAUAGGGAUAAAAAUUUUAGUGAUACAGAAUUAUUUGAUAAAAAAAAAUUUUAUAUAAAAAAAAGAAAUGGAUAUGUAUAUAAACAGAAGCAUUUCAUUAAGAAUAAUAAAGAUGAUAAAAAAUUAUAUUUGUUUAACAAUGUAGCGAUUUACAAAAAUUAUUUUAAUAAAUAUUGUAAAAAAAAUGAUGAAAAAUUAGAGAAUUUAAAGAAAAUUUUAAAAAUUUAUGAAAAUGUAACAACUAAUGAAAAAAAAAAACUUUAUGAAUUAAUAAAGUUUUUUUCUUUUACUCAAGGUGGUUUUCAAAAUAACAAAUUAAGACAAAAGCUUUGGUUAUUAUUACUAGGAUUUAAUAUAAAUUUAUCAAAAGAAAAAAAUUAUAAUGAUCAUCCUAUAUCAAUAUUGUGUAGAAAAAAAAAAAAAAAAUUUAAAUAUAUUAAUUCUCUUAAAUACUUUAAAUUAAAGUGGAUUAACGAUGAAGAAAAAAAUAAAAGUGAUUUAUAUAAGUUUAAUUCAAAAAAGAUAAAAUCAUUAGAUAUACAAAACAAAAAAAAUAUUUAUUUCUAUAAUACAGAUAAAAAAGAAAAAAAAAAAAUUUUUAAUAAUGACAUGAAAUAUAACGAGGAGAUACAUAAUUUGAGAAGAAAAAAUAGAGAUAAAAAACAUUGUAAUUAUAAUAUAUAUAGAAAUGAAGAAGAAAAUGGAAAUAAAUCAAAUAAUGAUGCAAAAAAUAAUGAUAUUAUUCAUAAUAAAGAAAAAUUAAGGAUUUCUAAAAAUAACAAUGUAAUUUCAUUAAAUGAAAUAAAGGAUAAUAGGAAGCAUAAAAUAAUAAAAAGGAAAUCAUUAAAUAAAUAUAAAGGCAAUGGAAAUAAUUAUGGAGAAGAAUUAUUUCGUUUUUCAGUAAAAUCUUCUUCAUCAUCUUCAAAAUCUACUAUUUCUUCAUCAUCAUAUUUUAAUCCAUUUUCUUUUCAAUUAUCAUCUUUAGGGAAUUCAACUUUAGAUUUUUAUUCUUCAUCUACAUCAUCUUAUACUUCAUCAACAUCAUCUUAUUCUUCAUCUUCUUUAUCAUCUUCAUUCUCCAGAUCUUCUAAUAGCAUUAAUAUAACACAAAAUUCAGGAAGCAAAAAAAAAAAAUCUCCACUUCAUUUUUUUUCUUAUUGUAAUGAAGGAAAAAUUAUUCCUAAUAAAAAUUCAAAUGUAUAUAAUUUUCCCAUUCUUAAUAAAAAAAGAAAAAGAAACGAAAAGAUGAAUAAGAAAAAUAUCUCAGAAUUAGAUAAAAAGUUGAAAAAAAGUAUUCAUGAAAAAUUUUGGAAAAUAAUAAAUUAUUUAAUAAACAUUGAUAAGGAAAAAAAUAAAGGUAUAUGUAAUAAGAAGAAAAAUAAAAAAUUUAUAAUUAAGCUGCUGAAAAUAAUUUAUAAUAAUUUAUUAGAAAUAGAUUUAUAUAUAGUGGAUUUUAUCACCAGAAAAGAUCAUUCAAAAUGUAAAAAAGAUAUUUUCUCAUAUUUAAAGUAUAAUAUUAAACAUAAUUAUAAUUUAAAUUCAAAUUUAAGAAAAUGGAUAAUUGAUAGUGUCCUACUUGAUGAAAAUGAACGAAUUCAAGUAAAAAAGGAUGUUAAAAGAAGUGUUAAUACAUGGAAUGUUCAUAAAAAUAAUAUAUUUGAAAUAAAAAAAAAAUAUCAAUAUAUAUUAAAAAAUAUUAUAUGUAGUAUUUUAUAUAAGCACUCAAAUAAAAUAUAUUAUGCACAAGGUGUUCAUGAUGUUUGUCUUGUUUUUAUAACUUUGUAUUUUCAUAAGUUUUUUUUAAGAUAUAAAAAAUAUGUAUUCUUAGAACGUUUUAUUUCAAAAUAUGUAGUAAAUAAAAUAUGCAAUAAAAUUUUUUCAAAGAAGUAUAAAAAUAAUAGAGAUUAUUUUAUUAGUUAUCCUGAAAAAGAAACAAACGAAUAUAAUGGAAAUUUUUUUUUAUUUAAAGAAAAUUUUGAUAAUAAUAGUAUAUAUUGCAAUCAAAAAAAAUUAAAAAAAAAUAAAUCAAAUGAUAAUAAAUAUGAUGAAUAUAAUGAAAGUUUUAAUUCAUUAUCGAAAACAGAAAAUUUUAUUAAUAAUAAUAGUAAUUAUGUAAAAAAAAAAAAAAAAAAAAAGUUGAAUUAUGGUUUAUUUCAAAAUAUUAUUUAUAAUAUGUUUGUGAUGGAAGAAAAAUAUAUUGAGAAAAUUUGUUUGAUUAAAAACAUAAAUUUAGAAAAAUAUAUAGAAUAUAAAAAAAAAAAAGAGAAAAAAGAAUACAUAGUUUAUUUGUUAUGUGAAAGAUUCCUUUUAUUUUAUAUGAUUGAUUAUUUAACUUUAUCAUUAGAUGUUUCCAUUAAAAAUACAUUUAAAAGUAUUGGCUUAUUAUUAAAAUACUUAGAUAAAGAGGUAUAUGAUGUUUUUUGUUUAUUGCAAAAAGAGCAAGAAUAUGAAAAUACAAAACAUAAUAAAAAGUCUAUAAGCAAAUCAGAAAAUUAUGAAAAUUCUCUUAAAUUAAAUGGUAGCGAGUUUUUUUUUUGUCUAAGUUGGGUAGUUACGUAUUAUUCUCAUGUAUUUACAGAAUUUGAUAAAUUAGCUAGGAUUUUUGAUACAUUAUUAUCAAACAAUGGGAUUUUUAUUAUAUAUUUUACAGGUUCUAUUAUUUUAUAUAAAAAAGCUGAAUUGUUACAAAUAGCAAAUAAAAGAAAAAGGCAUCAAUGUUAUAAUAAUUUAUAUUCAGAAACUCAUUAUAUUUUUCAAAAUAUGAAAUGGAAAGAUAUAAAUGUUGAAGAUAUUAUAAAAAAAACAUAUUAUUAUAUGAAUUAUAAACUACCAUUUAAUUCAUUUUUAAAAAAAAUCAAAAAAAAUAUAUCAUUUCCCCCUUUUUCUCCUAUAUAUAGUUAUCCAUUUAUUUUGCAUCAUUUUAAUUAUAAAACAAAACAAGAAGAAUUAAUGAAUCAAACGGUUGAAAAAUCUCUUUUGAAUUUUUAUACAUAUAAUAAUGUAAGAAAUGAAAUAAAAUAUCAAAAUGAAGAAGACACCAAUGGUGUUUUAUAUUGUGAAAAUGGCAUACAGAAUACUAAUCUAAAAUACAGUGAUAGUAUGAAUAAUUUUGAUAAAAAAUUUAAGCAAAAUUUAAAUAUAACAAAUUAUAGAAACAACAAUAUCAGUAGUAUCGUUAGUUACAAUUCAAAUUGUAUAAAUAGUAAAUUUAUUAAUGAUUUUGAGAAAAAAGGUUAUUUUACUGAUUCGUAUAAUUUUAACAUAUAUAAUAAUAAUAUUGAAUCAUAUAAUGAGUAUAUUAAUAAUAUCUUAAAUAAGAAAGAUUCAAAUGAAUUAUAUAAUAAAGACUAUUACAACCUGAAAAAAAAUAAAUAUAAUAAAGAUGAUAAUAUUUAUUUACAUUAUCCAUAUUCUAUUUUGUGUAAUAAUUUAGACAUAAAUAAUAAAAUUAUAAAGAAACAUUUACUCGUUGAAAAUUUUUUUGAAUAUGUAUUUUAUGAUUUUAUUGUAAAUUAUGAAUUUAUAUGUAAUAAAUAUAAUAUAAAAUCAAAAAAAAAAUAUUAUAUCAUUCAGUAUGCUAAUGUAAAAAGUAAAAAAGAUUAUAUAAUUGAAAAAAGAAAAAGAGAAAUACAGAAAAAAAAAUUUGAAAAAAUUUUUCAUAAGAUGGCAAAACAUAUUAUGUUUCUAUGUAUACAAAAAUGUGGUAUUCAAAAAGAUAAAUUUAUUUAUUUAAAUUUUGCAACAAAAAAAAAAAAUAUAUUACCACUUGGUAAUUUUAAAGUUAAAAAGAAUAGUAAAAGAAUAAUAGGCAUUAUUCCACCUAUUUAUAAAUACAUAAUAGAAAACUCUAAUGUAAAUAAGAAUGUUGUCUCUUAUAAAAAAAUUAAGUUAAAUACAUUUAAAACAACAAAAGAAGGUAAAAAAAAAAAAAAUUUUGAACAUAUAUUAUAUAUUGUCAAAACUUCUUUUUAUAAUUGCUCAUAUGUAAAUUUUUUUUUGCUUUUUUUUUUAUUAUCAUUAAUUUCAUCUAUUUUUUACUAUCACCGAUAG